AUGUGGCUCAUUGAUGCCAAAACGACCCGCCUCGUACACGUCAACGACGUGGCCGACAAGCCGCGGUACGCGAUUCUAUCGCACACCUGGGGCGAGGGCGAGGUGUCAUUUCGCGACAUGUCCGCUCGCAGCGCCCGGAUUUCGAGGAAGCCACAGCGGCGGCCCGCUUGGUCCAAGAUCGAGAACUCGUGCCGUCUGGCCCUGAGCUACAAGUGCGACUACGUCUGGAUCGACACAUGCUGCAUCGACAACUCCAGUAGCUCCGAGCUGCAGCAGGCCAUUAAUUCCAUGUUCCGGUGGUACGAGCGGGCGGAGAUCUGCUUCGUCCACCUAGCGGAUGUUUCCGUCGACAAGGACCACAACAGGCUCAAGUCGGCGUUUCGUGACUCCCGCUGGUUUAAGAGGGGGUGGACUCUCCAGGAACUACUGGCCCCUUCGACUCUGGUGUUCUACGACAAGACGUGGAGUGUUAUCGGCGCCAAGGAUGACGCUGAUCUCCGAGGGUCUAUCUCGGAGGUGACAGGGAUCGAUGAAUAUUAUCUUAAUCCAGCAAACAGGAUCGUGUUCAGCAGUGUACAUCAAUGGCUCUCUCGCGCAAGUGUCGCAGAGAGGCUGUCUUGGGCGGCUGGGAGGGAGACAACACGGGCUGAAGACAUGGCCUACUGCUUGCUUGGUAUAUUUGACAUCAACAUGCCCAUGCUAUAUGGAGAAGGGAUCAAGGCAUUCAAAAGACUCCAGGAAGAAAUCAUGAAAGUCGACGAUGACUGCUCGCUCCUCUGCUGGGGCUACGACAUGGCACAAGAAGCGCUGACAAUUUUCGAGGAUGAAUCGUCAAUCCUGGCUCCUCACCCAAAAUACUUCAAGAACUGCCGCGGAAUUAAGCCCUGUACUCUUCCAGGAUACAUGAUGCCUUCUUUCUCUCUUAAUCAAAGAGGAUUGAAAAUCAAAGCACCUAUCCUCGACGACAUCACGCAUGCACACCUCUCCUAUGUAGUAUUGGGUUGUGGCUUCGUCCCCGAAACUGAUAGAGGUAACGAACAAGGCAAAGCGGGUUCGAGAUUAUUCGUCUCUCUUCCACUUGUCUCCAACGGGGCCUGUAAAAGUAGAGCGGGCGAUGUAGAGACACAACAAGGAGAGUACCAUCGACCUACUUGGUGCAGACCGACGUUGGUCUCCAUGAAAUCUUUGAAAAAGGCCAAGUUAAAGGAGCUUCUCAUACGAAGAGCUGCUUCCAAAUCGGCUGUUACGAUACGGAGAUGCCCGUUCCGCCUCCUGUUCCAGACUUCACCACUGUUCAAGACCGAACAUGUAGUGGCCAUUUACCCACCCCAGCCCAUACCUGGCGCUCUGGCCUCACUCGGCAGAAAAGCAAUGCACCAAACAGGUUUCUGGGACGACUCUGACAAAAGAAACCCCCUUUCGGACAGUUAUGUGCGGAAGAUACGUUCUGACACCAGUAGUUCAGAAGGCGACGAUCCAGACAACCAGUUACUCAGCGACGUGCAGGUCAUGAUUCAUCUGAAAUUUUCAGCCAGCGAGAUGUUUCUUGUUACUGUAGAGCUGGGAGACUCGAUUGGGCACAGAAUCUUUAGAUGCCGCUUGUAUCAGUGCGCCAAGCAGUUAGGAUUCGAAGACUUGCAUGCAUUAUCAAUAUCCCAAGACUAUGACCAGCUCCGGAUAUUAGGGUGUGACCACAUGGGUGGCUACUUCAGUUUCAAGAUGAAUGACGAGUCAAGCGUGGCGGUUGAAGCUAUGUAUACUAGUAUGAGCGAUAUUGAUAGGGUGAUAAUAGGUGUGCAUGAGAAAGGAGCAACUUCAUGA
This is a messenger RNA of Clonostachys rhizophaga, 1821 nucleotides long. The record is from the annotation of a GenBank genome assembly. NCBI's taxonomy places the organism in Eukaryota, Fungi, Ascomycota, Sordariomycetes, Hypocreales, Bionectriaceae.